Polyodon spathula (Mississippi paddlefish) is the source of this 2024-nucleotide messenger RNA. Its product is annotated as galectin-9-like. The record is from RefSeq and is a predicted model, not a curated record. NCBI's taxonomy places the organism in Eukaryota, Metazoa, Chordata, Actinopteri, Acipenseriformes, Polyodontidae. The coding region runs from base 308 to 1309 and encodes 333 amino acids. Gene Ontology annotation, molecular function: galactoside binding; carbohydrate binding. Gene Ontology annotation, cellular component: cytosol; nucleus. The transcript has 11 exons. Gene Ontology annotation, biological process: positive regulation of gene expression; negative regulation of CD4-positive, alpha-beta T cell proliferation; negative regulation of type II interferon production.
AAUUUCAUUGUUCUCCUUAAAUAAAAUAUUCCCUUCAACGUUGCAACAGAAUCUAGCAUGAAUAUGCGACACGCUGCAAAAGCUGGAUAAUGUUAUUUAGUGUGAUUUAACACCUGUAGUCCCGGGUACAUUCAGAAAUCAGCUGACUGGUUGAGAAACGAAACUUAAAUAUUUCCUGUGCAGCCUACCAGUAGAAGCGAGUGAGCGAGUCUCGACGCAUCGCAUUGCUACAGUGCCUCCUGGAACCCGAUUCACCAGUUAGUUACUCUCUCUUCAGCAGCACAGUUAUCGAAGGGACCGACGAAUAAUGGCACUGUAUAAUCAGCAACCGUUUUACAAUCCGAGCAUCCCCUUCACUAGCUUAAUCCCGGGAGGUCUUCAGGAAGGGAAGAUGAUCACGAUCACCGGGAGGGUCCUGCCAGGGUCAGAGGGGUUCGUGGUGAAUCUGCAGUGUGGCUCCCAUCAGAGCCCUAGACCUGACAUCGCUCUUCACUUCAACCCACGCUACGAGGGAGCCCAGCAGUACGUGGUGUGCAAUACCUUGCAGAACCAGAACUGGGGCUCGGAGGAGAGGAAAUACGAGAUGCCCCUGCAGAGAGGAACCAGCUUCACGCUCAUGAUCUUGGUCAACCCCAAUUCCUACAAGGUGGCAGUGAAUGGGAAUCACUUCCUGGAGUUUGCCCACAGGAUCCCCAUAUUCAGGGUGAACACCAUUGUGGUGGAGGGGGGUGUGGAGGUGACAUCCAUCAUCUUCCAAAACCCCACGCCUCAGUUUGUAGCUGCACAAACUUUUCACCCUCAGUUUGCAGCAGCGCCGGCCUUUCCCGCCCGUGGUCGUGGCGGCAGCAGAAACCGUAACCGAGCCAAGGCUAAACAACCAGUACCUGCUUAUCCAGCGCCACAGUCCUAUACUGUGCCCUACAAAAGCUUCAUCAACGGGGGCCUCUACCCAUCAAGAACAUUUACCAUCCAGGGAUACAUUCAUCCCACUGCAACAAGAUUCCAUGUUAAUUUCAAGUACAACUCUGGGAUUGCGUUCCACUUGAACCCGCGUCUGGACGAGGGCACUGUGGUGCGGAACAGCUUGCUGGGGGAGCAGUGGGGGCCAGAGGAGAGGAAGCUGCCUGCUGGGAUGCCCUUUGCCCGAGGCCAGGCCUUUAUGAUGGCGAUCGUGUGCGAGUCUCAUCGCUACAGCGUGUCCGUGAACGGAAAGCACUGUUUUGACUUCAAUCACCGUGUGUCUCAGCUGCAGCAGAUCGACGUCCUGGAAAUAUCUGGGGAUGUGACCCUCACUGCCGUGCAGGUGUGACACACGCAGGGAACAACAAGAAGUGGCACACAAAAGUGCAGCGUUUAUUAAAAAAAAAAGAAAAAAAAGAAAAUAGCAUUCUAGUCUUUCAUCCUUCAUAAUAUUUAGACAGCUGCUCUGCUUUUCUAAAAUCAGCACUAAGUUCCCUCUGAUUUGAUAGGGGGCUGGUGCUCGGAUACAAAUUUGAUACAAGUGUGUUAAAUUAAAAUGUAUUCGCUCUGCAAACAGCGAACACAGUCAGAGCUGUCUGUAAAUACAUCCCUGUCAGUCACUGUGUGCACAAUCGUACCAUGUUAACUUUCCUAUCUGCGGAUCUAUUUUGUAAUGUUUUUUUUAAAGUUUUUUUUAAGUAACUUCUCAACUCCAUAGAUUUCACACAAACUGUUUUCAAAUUUCAAAAAAAUGUAAUACCUUUACAAAAAAAUGCAAGACACUGUGAGCGAAGGGGAUAAAGUACAAAUCUGGUUUUGUUUGAGUUCAUUGAAAGGAUGAACGCCCCAAUUCCAAUACCUGUCCAUUCCUUGUGGGUGUUAUUUGUGCCUUAAACUCGUUUGCAUUUUGUUUGUAUCAUUUUGUGCCGUGAUGCUUUCAUUUAUCCAUUGUCUUGCACAAAGACAGCAAGGUGCUUAAUCUGGGUGAAUGCAAGGAGCAGAUCAUCCUGUCAGAAGGAAUCCCUGGAAUGUGAAUGAAUGUGAAUAAAUCCACUUCUACCUAA